Molecule: messenger RNA, 819 nt
Organism: Peronospora matthiolae
Lineage: Eukaryota; Oomycota; Peronosporomycetes; Peronosporales; Peronosporaceae
Source: the annotation of a GenBank genome assembly
AUGGGAAGGUCUCAGGUAAAGUAUCGCUCGACGCGUGGACGAGGGAUCAAUAGAAAUGGUGCAGGGGAUCGAACAGGACCAUGUGAACGGACUGGAGCUCCUCACUUGAGGAAUCUUGGCUCGAAUGCCUAUCGCUUUGAAGAGACACGAGAUGAUGAACAAGUGGCCGAGCACGCGUUUGAAAGCGAACGCACGCAGUUUUUUGCGUCAGAGCAGAACUAUAGAGACACGUUGGGGUCAGUCCCAUCUGGACACUUUCAUAGUCGCGUGAUGGAGCAGUGGGAGGAGAGAAACGACGAUACCGCAGAUGACUGGGGAACUGUUGGAGUGCUGAAUUUGGACCGGAUAGCGUCGCAGUUGGACCUGCUGUCUCCAGCUACUCGCUUCCGGAUGGAUCCGAAAUACUGUACGGACUUUCCAUACGAGCCGCUAGAAUGCAGUCGUGAGUCCAACCAAGACGUUGCUGCUGAUGCACCGAGUGCUGGAGCUGCAGCUCCGUUGAAAGCUGCACAAAAUGACGACGCGCUGGACGUUUUGCUCCAUCUGAGUGCGUCAACCACAUCCACACCUCUUGUCCACAGAGCUCCGUUUUACUCGAGUGCUAUCAAUCGAGUCCAUAUGUUGCCUACGUACAAGACUCUUCUUCGUUUCGAACAAAUGCGUACCGUGAUACAAAUGUGUCACCCGACUGCCAAUUUCUCACGGCCUUGGAAGCAUAUAAUGUUGUUGCUCGCUAUUUCGGGGCAAAAAUGGACACAAAUGCCCGUCGCAUCCCUACCUAUCGAAGCGAGCGAUGGACGACUCGUCAGGCUCGCGUAG